UUUUUAGAAUUCCGUAUCGCGCUGAUUCAGCUUGCAGUGACUGCAAACAAGGCUCAGAAUUUGCUGCGUGCUAAAGACAAGAUCAAAGAGGCAGUCUCUAACGGAGCGAAGAUUGUCGCACUGCCGGUAAUGUAUACCUUUUGGAGAAAUUUCCACCAUGAAAUUGUUAACCAAAGUGUUAUGAGAGAUUCAUGUAAUCGAAUAGGAACUCAUAUUAUGGUGGUGUUUUGGAGUCAAAUGGGAUGUUUUCAGUGAUCCUUUGAUGGGAUGACUGACUUGAGGAAACUCCUACAUUAACCACCCUACCCCUUUUAAAGGGGAACGUUUUUGGAAGGGGGGGGGGGGAACUCUGAAGCCCAAAGCUCGGACAAAAUACCUCAAAACACAUUCUCUUCUUUGUUUUAGAGACAAUACACUGAAUCCCUAUAUUAAGGAAACAUUAUCAUCAUUUCAAUCAUGGUCCUAUAUGAGAUUAAUUUAUUUACACAUUGCAGAGACCAAUUUUUGGAAUCAAUUUUUAAGCAUUGAGUAUUAACCUUUAAUCUAACAUCAGUAUGCAUAUUCUCCAAACUGUUCUCCAUACAUUUGCUAAGGUGCUGACAAGGAGAAUUUGUGUAACGAUCAAGAGCUUCUUCAGUUGGUGGAAUUUCCUUAAUUCUCAUGAUCUUUCUGUGUGAUUCAGGGGUGAUAUUGUGUGUAGAAAUUAGAUGCUAGUCACUCAUAGGGGUAUAAUUUUCCUUGGAAAUAGUAGGUAAUCAUAGACUAAAUCUCUACAUGAUAUUUUAAAUCUCACCAAUUUGAGAUUCCAGUAUUCAUAAGCACCUUCUGUGUCACCCUUAUAGAAGAAAAUUGGUUUUGUCAACUGAGUUGAUAAUGUAAAUUGACCACUGUAAAGAUUUUCUUAAGUGUAGCUUCAAUUGUUAGCCCUCCUAGUUUGAAAACACCAAAUUAUCUUGCAUUACCCCUCGCCAACUCAGCACCACAUUUUCUAUAGAUAGUUAUCCCCAUUAUUCAUUUGUCACCUUCUAAGGUUAGUUAAGGAAUUAUUCUUUUUAUUAUUUUCUUAAAUUUAACUUCAAAAUAAUCCAACUCCAUCAGGAAUGUUUCAAUUCACCUUAUGGCACUCAGUAUUUUGCCGAUUAUGCUGAGCAAAUUCCAGGGGAAUCCACAAACAUGCUAUCAUCUGUUGCUAAGGAGACAGGUUGUUACAUCAUAGGAGGGUCUAUCCCUGAAAGUGAUUCUGAUGGGAAGCUGUACAAUACUUCAACUUCUUUUGGACCUGAUGGUGCCAUGCUUGCCAAACACAGGAAGGUUAGCACACUAAUGUGGCCCCAAGUUGUUGUCAGAUUGAGAAGUUGGUUAACAAUUUAUAGCAGUUGUUUUUAACUCACACCAAGCCAUUUAGAUUUUCCUAAUAAAUGACCUCAGAUUUUUGAUAUUGAGAUUUUAAUUCUCAGAUUUUGACCCUAGAGUUGGGGAAACAAGAAAAUUGGAGGAGCAUUGAAUAUCUACACUUUUACAUGCUUUGUUCCAAUCUGUAUUUUUAUCAAUCUAUGUGGGCAGUGUUGGGUUUCCAAAUUCUGUUUUGCUUAGCACCAUCUCCUUCUUAAAUUUCAAUUUUUUUUGUUGGAAAAGAGUACAAUGUCAAUCUCCCUGAUAUCACUUGAAUCCAGUUUGUUAUUUUUUUCUUUAUAAAGAAUUUUUCUGAACAGGUAUCACUUAUUUUUCAUAGGUUCAUCUCUUUGAUAUUGAUGUUCCAGGAAAAAUUCGCUUUCAAGAAUCAGAAGUUUUGUGUGGUGGGAAACAGCUGACAAUGAUGGAUACAUGUAUGUUGGUUUAAAAUCUUUUAUCUUUAUUAAUCGCUCUAAACUGGGAAUGCUGCCGUUGUUGAAAUUAUUUUUUAAUGUUAUUGUUUAUGUGGUUGUGGAAGCUAUAUUCAUCUUACCUGAAGUCAUGUUAUUUUUUUGGCAGCUCUCUGUAAAAUAGGAAUUGGAAUCUGUUAUGACAUCAGGUUUCCAGAGAUGGCUCAAGUUUACACACAGCAAGGUGAAUGUUGAUCAAUUACAAAGCCGAGAACAACUAGUCUGCCAUCUUUUUUACUUCCUACUUUCAAACUUGUCAACAGCCUUGCAAUUAUCAUCUUUUUUCAUAAUAGUGUUUUCAUCAUUAUGAAUACCAAGGUGUGUCAAUGAGAAACUUGCAGUACCUUGGUUGAAUUGGUUCAAUAAGAUCUGUUAUUGAAUUUUGCAAAAAUUUUUUAUGUAUUUUAAUAAGUUUAUUAAAAAACAUGCACUCAUCACCAAAAAUUUCUUCAAUUUGUUAGGGUGUAAACUGCUAUUUUAUCCUGGAGCAUUUAACAUGACCACAGGACCAGCUCAUUGGGAACCACUCAUUAGGGCAAGGUAAGUUUUUCACAGAUUAUAGGGUAUAGUUGUAGAUUUAACCCUUUCACUCCCAAGAUCUAGUUGAUAAUUCUCCCCUCUAGCUGCAACACAUUUCCUUGCAAAUUAGUAACAAGAAUUUGGUGUUACCAUAAUUUCCGGCCAUUUACCCGUGGGUAAUCUGUUGAUUUUACCACUGCAGGUAGAUCAAGACAACAGCUGUUUGCUGGAUAAUUUAUGGAUAUUACAGGGGGAAGUUACAUGUUAAUCACUUCUGGGAGUUAAGGGCUUAAAAGAAAAGAGCGUUCAAGAAAGCAUGUAAUUUUCAUCUCUGCCAUAUGAACUAAAACAUCAUAAAAUGUAGUUCUGACUAAACUGCUUAAAUUUAUCUUCAAAUGUGUUAAGAUUUUAACAUAACACCAUUUUGAAAUUAACUUAGGUAUUUGCCCUUACCAUAAUAGGAUACCAGGUCAGCUUCCACUGUUGUUGCUUGAAUUCUGAUGUAGAAUGUUCUGAAAACUUAACAGUCUCUGUUUUCAUUCACAGGGCGCUGGAUAAUCAGGUUAGGAAAAUUAAUCAUCCAAUAUUUGUGAAUUGAACUCGCCCUUGUUUAGUUAUUAACAAUAAAUAGUAUUAUACAUUGAACAAAAGAAACACAAAAUAAUUAUGAAUUUCAAGUUGUCUCUCUUUUUUUUUUUCAGUUGUAUGUAGCAGCUGUGUCUCCAGCCAGAGAUGAAAAAGCAACAUAUGUUGCCUGGGGCCACAGUACAGUUGUCAAUCCAUGGUAAAAAUUUAUAAACCUGUAGACCCCUAAGAGUGACUAGCAUCUAAUAUCCCCUUACAAUAUCACCCCUGAAUCAUUUAUUAUAGUCGUAAGAAUAAAGGAAAUCGAGCACCAACUACUGAAGCUCUUGAUUGUAAGGGUAAGGAUUGUAAUGGUGAAAAGGUCAUUUGUAAGUCUGUGGUUUAUCACCAGCCAAAGAAAGAUGCGGUUGGAUGAGAACAGAAAUUGUGUUGUGAUUAUUAUGACUUUUUUGUCAUUGAUUUCCUAGAUAGUGUUGAGUAUUUUGGGUGUGUUUGUGUUUGCGCAUUUUUUUUUCCUCUGAGAUUUUUCCUCCUUUAGGAAACAGACGCAGAGAUAAUUCUGAUCAUCUGAGAAAACUGGAGAUCAAUUAUCUUUGAUAGUCAGUUGUCAUUCCUUACUUAAUCAAAUUUCCUUUUUUAACUGCAUGGAUCAACCAUCAUUUAUUAUAAUUGGUUCAUGCUUUGUCACUUUGAUUUUUAUUGAUAAAAUGAUGAUGCAUUGUGGAUGGUUUUUCUUAGGGGUGAAGUGAUUGCCAAAGUAGACCAUACAGAGCAAAUCUUAUAUUCAGACAUAGGU
Pocillopora meandrina is the source of this 3762-nucleotide messenger RNA. NCBI's taxonomy places the organism in Eukaryota, Metazoa, Cnidaria, Anthozoa, Scleractinia, Pocilloporidae. The record is from the annotation of a GenBank genome assembly.